Molecule: messenger RNA, 549 nt
Organism: Bipolaris oryzae ATCC 44560
Lineage: Eukaryota; Fungi; Ascomycota; Dothideomycetes; Pleosporales; Pleosporaceae
Exons: 1
Coding region: 1-549 (182 amino acids)
Source: RefSeq, a predicted model, not a curated record
AUGGCGCACGAUCAGCCCAUAGCUCCUUCUAUUAUUGGGUCCGAAACUUGGCAUAUCUGUACACCUUCUGCAUCUUCCGAAAAUACCACAAAGAGCACUUUGAGUAGCGAAAUUCCGCAAUCUUCCAUCCCAUGGCCUGGGCGAACCUUCAUCAUUCGAUCUCGCAAGAACGGACAGGUUAUCACGUUCUUGGACGGCGAGGUCGUGAUGGACAAACUAGGAGGGCUUGGUACUUUCAGGUGGCGAUGCGUCGAGGAGAAAGGUUGGAUAGGAUUUAGGGAUCCAGCUUCUGCGCAAUAUCUUGGUUAUCAUGAACACGGACUUCUAUUUUGUAGAUCUCCUCAUCAUCGAAACAACGAAUACAUAUGUCCCCGAAUGCGCCCAGAAGGUGGAUGCGUUCUGCUAGUAAUUCACGAUGAGAAUCUUCGUCCCUUGGGUGUAUUCGGAAACGAAUCGGAGAAUGGGAUCAAGCAGAAGAUCAAGAUCAAUAUGGACUGGAGCUCUGAGGAGAUUGUGUGGGAUUUCAUUGAGGUACAAAGUCAAGAAUAA